GUACUUCCGGUUCGCCAUGCUGCAGGCUUGGCGGCUCCGGGGCUGAGGAGACUCUGGUGUUCCCAGUGCUGCGCUGUGACCCGCUGCCGGAAUCCGCCAUGGAUGCAGUGACCUAUGAGGAUGUGCAUGUGAACUUCACCCAUGAAGAGUGGGCUUUGCUGGAUCCUUGUCAGAAGAGUCUCUACAAAGAUGUGAUGCUGGAAACCUACUGGAACCUUUCUACUGUAGGCUACAAAUGGGAAGACGAGAAUAUUGAAGAACAUUGUCAAAGUUCUAGAAGACAUGGAAGGUACAUGAUCUAUCACUCUGGAUACAAGCCAUGUGAGCGUAAAGGAUAUGGAAAGAAGCAAUGUACCUCUGUCUCUCCUAGAAAAAAUAGGAGAUAUGUAGUAGUGCCCACUAUGAGAAGACAUGGUGAUCAUGAUACAAGGGCAGAAUUAAUUGGAUUUCCAACUUCACCGGAAAUACAUCAAGAAACUCACAUUGGAAAAGAGCCUUGUGAGUACAAGGAAUGUGGAAAUUCUUCUGUCUGGCCUGGUUCACAUUGCACAUGUAAUGUGACUCACACUAUAGGAAAAUGUUAUGAAUUCAAUCAGUAUGGUAAAACUCUGAGUUCUUCCAGUUCUCUUCAGAGAAGUGAAAAAACUCAUAUGAGAAAAGGAUGUUGUAAAUGUGAACCAUGUACAAAAGGCUUGAACCAUCACAAGUUUCUUCAAACACAUGAAAGAAUCCAUAAUGAAGAGGAAUCCUGUGAAUGUAAACACUGUGACAAAACAUUUACAUCUGGUUGCUCGUUACAAUUACACCAAGGAAUGCAUUUGAAAAUGAAACCUUAUGACUGUAAUCAAGAUGAUAAAGACUUUGCAUGUCAAAGUUAUCUUCAAGUGCCCAGAAUUCAUACUGGGAAGAAACCUUAUGAAUGUCAUCAAUGUGGAAAAGCCUUUGCGCGUCCCAGUGAACUUAAAAUACAUGAAAGAUGUCACACUGGAGAGAAGCCCUAUGAAUGUAGUCAAUGUGGUAAAACAUUUGCAUAUCCUAGUAGUAUGCAAAGGCAUGAAAGAAAUCAUACUGUUGAGAAACCCUUUGAAUGUCACCAGUGUGGUAAAGCCUUUGUACAUAACAGUCAUCUUCAAAGGCAUGAAAGAAGUCAUUCUGGAGGGAAACGCUAUGAAUGUAAUCAGUGUGGUAAAGCCUUUACACAUAAUAGUCACCUUCAACGGCAUGAAAGAAGUCAUACUGGAGAGAGACCCUAUGAAUGUAAUCAAUGUGGUAUAGCCUUUUCAUCUCGCAGUAAUCUUCUCAGUCAUGAAAGAAGUCAUGCUGGAGUAAAACCCUUUGCAUGUAAUCAAUGUGGUAAAGCUUUUGCACGUAAGACUCAUCUUCAGUAUCAUGAAAGAAUACAUACUAGAGAAAAAUCCCAUGAACCUCAUAAAAGAAGUAAAACUUUGCAUACAAAGCAAAGACGCCGCCAUUUUGGAAAUACCAGUACCAUGGGGUGUCCACCAAAAUCAUCAGCAGUGGUGAAGUGGAACCAGUCAGAGCCUAGGAGAGAAGUUGUGGGAACUUCAGAGGGUGGAGCCAGAGAAGUGACCCAAACCCUUUGGAGAAGCCCUGAAGGUUGUGAGUGGAUCCCAGUCAUUAAUAGUGGAGUUAUUUAUACUGUUGGAGUUUGUUUUUCUGUUUUGCAGAAUGUGACUACCCUGAUUCUUCCUUCUUGAAGGGAGAAGGUAUUUAACUUAACUUUGAUUUUUUAAAAAGCCAUAAUUGAAAGACCUUCAACUUUUAAUAGAGACUUUGGAUUUUUAGUGAGAUUGGAUAUUUUUAAAGAAAAAUUUUAGUGUGUUUGAAUUUGUAAAGAUUGUGGGACUUAUUAAAGCUAUUUAUGUUUUUAA
Messenger RNA from Peromyscus eremicus (cactus mouse), 1892 nucleotides. Its product is annotated as zinc finger protein 120-like. The transcript has 4 exons. Gene Ontology annotation, molecular function: DNA-binding transcription factor activity; RNA polymerase II cis-regulatory region sequence-specific DNA binding. The record is from RefSeq and is a predicted model, not a curated record. Gene Ontology annotation, biological process: regulation of transcription by RNA polymerase II. Lineage: Eukaryota; Metazoa; Chordata; Mammalia; Rodentia; Cricetidae. Bases 99 to 1718 code for a protein of 539 amino acids.